AUGCUCAUCAACGAUCGUCAGACGCGGCGCUUCCGCAUGAUUGGUUAUGCAUCAUAUCCUCUGCGCCUGCUUAUCGAAACUGGAGUGUCAUCCUCCUCGGUCAGCCCCGCCGGUAGGAACCAGUCUGCCGAGACCAGUCAAGAAUCGAAGCCCAAUUACAGCCCUGUUAUCGAGAUUGGAGAUGUGCGCCAGCAACGCGUCUCCAGGGACCUGCAACCCGAGAACACGAACGAGGUAGAUCUGCUUUGGGGCAUUUGA
Protopolystoma xenopodis is the source of this 258-nucleotide messenger RNA. The record is from the annotation of a GenBank genome assembly. NCBI's taxonomy places the organism in Eukaryota, Metazoa, Platyhelminthes, Monogenea, Polystomatidea, Polystomatidae.